Messenger RNA from Psylliodes chrysocephalus, 647 nucleotides. The record is from the annotation of a GenBank genome assembly. Lineage: Eukaryota; Metazoa; Arthropoda; Insecta; Coleoptera; Chrysomelidae.
GGCUGAAACUAAACUGCUACUGGAUUAAUAUGAAGAAAAUAUAUCCCUGGUAGGGCCAAUGAAAAAAUAUAAAAAUAAAAAGAUUAUGUGGCAAGAUGUCUCUAAUAUAAUAAAUAAAACAAUUAAAAUCAACAGAACAGCAUUACAGGUGGAAAAUCGCUAUAAAACUGUUUUAAAAAGAAAAAAGGCAGCUGUAGAAAACAAUAUCAGGACGGGCUCAUUACGUCAAAUUGUACCUUACGAGUUUGAAUUAAACAAAAUUGGUGCACUGGAUGACAGUAUUGAGCCAGAGGUACUGGGUAGUGCCUCUGGAAUUAGAAUUUUAAAACCCAUUCAUAAUAUGCCUGUUGAUGCAGAGAGCCUCCCCAGCACAUCGAUUUCAUAUAAUACAAAAAGACUUGUUCUGAAACUUAAAAAAAGGGAUACACUAUCACAAACAUUAACAUUAAUCCACAAAGAAAAGGAAGAAUCGAGAAUAAGGCGCCACAAGGAGAAGAUCGACCUGCUUAAGGAGUUAUUUAAAAAAUGAUGUAGAGGGUGUUAUUUUUAUACUUUUUUUUUAUUUUAUAGUACAAACAACUUUUUUUUUAUUUAUUUGAAAUUCUAGAGUACGUUUUUUUUUAAUUUAAGAAUAUGUUGAUACAGGG